AUGGGGAGCGGUCUGAGCAGCGCCACCAGCCGGAAGUUGUCUGGGAAAAGGGAGCCUCCGCCGCAAGCAGAAUCUUCGAGAGUCCUGUUCCUCCUUUAUUUGAUUCAUAGAACGUGGAAUGUUGUGAUUGAACACGUCGAUUCAAAAAGUUCGAGAUGGCGUGGUUCCCACACGGUGCCCAGUUCCGGCGAAACUCUAGGUCGCAGGUUCGACUCGGUCAGCCUGGAAGAAUCUGAUCCUGGCUCUUGUUACUCGGCAUGCAGUUGCAGUUACUGCCGUCUUCGGGAAUGUGCCCAUGAUUGCGUUAGGUAA
Parnassius apollo (apollo) is the source of this 312-nucleotide messenger RNA. NCBI's taxonomy places the organism in Eukaryota, Metazoa, Arthropoda, Insecta, Lepidoptera, Papilionidae. The record is from the annotation of a GenBank genome assembly.